This is a messenger RNA of Xyrauchen texanus (razorback sucker), 1614 nucleotides long. Its product is annotated as plexin-A1-like. Gene Ontology annotation, molecular function: semaphorin receptor activity; protein binding. The record is from RefSeq and is a predicted model, not a curated record. Bases 1 to 1614 code for a protein of 537 amino acids. The transcript is spliced from 4 exons. Gene Ontology annotation, cellular component: semaphorin receptor complex. Gene Ontology annotation, biological process: semaphorin-plexin signaling pathway involved in axon guidance; regulation of GTPase activity; regulation of cell migration. NCBI's taxonomy places the organism in Eukaryota, Metazoa, Chordata, Actinopteri, Cypriniformes, Catostomidae.
AUGUGGCCUCCCCAGGGGCCGCAUUGCGUUAUUCGCCAAGGAACGGUAGUGCUCCUUGGGCUGCUUACUAUCUACAUAUCUCUUCCCCUUUCGGAAGGAGCUCCUGAACAAUUUAAGUUCUUCUCACCCCCAGACUGGGGUCUGACGCAUUUAGCCAUCCAUAACAAGACAGGAGAUGUGUAUGUUGGCGCGGUAAACUGGAUCUACAAGCUCUCUAGCAACUUAACCAAAUUGAGGAGUCAUAUGACGGGUCCAGUGUUGGACAACGAGAAGUGCUAUCCACCUCCAAGUGUACAGUUAUGCCCCUAUGACCUUGCCCCAAACAACAAUGUGAACAAGCUUCUGCUAGUAGACUAUUCCCAAAACCGCCUCAUUGCUUGUGGAAGCACCUCGCAAGGCAUUUGUCAGUUUUUACGCCUGGUUGAUCUUUUCAAGCUUGGCGAACCACACCACCGUAAGGAGCACUACCUCUCCAGUGUCGUUGAGUCUGGAACAAUGUCCGGGGUCAUCAUCUCGGGGGGUCACUCUAGCAAGCUUUUCAUCGGAACGCCCAUCGAUGGAAAAUCAGAGUACUUCCCAACCCUUUCCAGCCGUAAAUUGAUGGCUAGUGAGGAGGAUGCUGACAUGUUCAGCUUCGUCCACCAGGAUGAGUUUGUCUCUUCCCAGCUGAAGAUUCCCUUGCAUACAUUGUCCAAGUUCCCAGCGUUUGACAUCUAUUACAUGUACAGCUUUAACAGUGAACAGUUUGUCUACUACUUGACCCUGCAGCUGGAUACUCAACUAACUUCUCCUGACGCUAGCGGAGAACAGUUCUUCACCUCUAAGAUCGUCCGACUCUGUAUUGAUGACCCCAUGUUCUACUCCUAUGUGGAAUUCCCUAUCGGAUGCACCAAAGAUGGGGUGGAAUAUCGAUUGAUCCAGGAUGCCUUCUUGAGCAAACCUGGGAGGCAGCUUGCAAACUCUCUGGGAGUGUCCGAGCAGGAGGACAUAUUGUUUACGGUCUUCUCUCAAGGUCAGAAGAACCGGGCCAAGCCUCCUAAAGAGACAGCACUUUGUUUGUUUACUCUAACAAGAAUCAAGGAAAAGAUCAAGGAAAGGAUUCAGUCAUGUUAUAGAGGAGAGGGCAAGCUGUCCUUGCCUUGGCUACUCAACAAGGAGCUACCAUGCAUCAACUCGCCUGUCGAAAUCAAAGAUACUUUCUGCGGGCUUGAUUUUAACCAGCCUCUAGGGAGUAAAAGCACCAUAGAGGGAAUCCCGCUCUUCUUAGACAAUGAUGGAAUGACUUCCGUAGCUGCAUAUGAUUACCAUGGCAACACGGUGGUUUUUACAGGAACACGCAAUGGGCGAUUGAAUAAGUGUUCAAGCACUCUGCUGAUGAAGAGAUUUGCGUCACACGUCCUGUUUGCGGAUGCUCAGCGUUUGCAUCUGAUCAAAAUUCUGAUUAAUUCGGUGAGUCCAACCAGACCUGCGCUGCUGUACGAGAGUGUUCCCGUGAGUGAAGGAGGCCCGGUUCUAGGAGACAUGCUGUUCAGCCCCGACCUACAGUUCAUAUACACACUGACCGACAAACAGGUUCUGUACAGGCUACGACACACACACAGGAUCACUUCAUGA